AUGAAAAAAAAGAAAAAUGUAUCACAAAUAGCGACAAUAACAACAACAACAAUAACAACAGCAGUAGAAACAACAGAAGCAGCAACAACAACAGAAGAAUUAUCAUUUACUUCUGUGUCAAAUAAUAAUUAUCUCAAAUGGAAACUAGAUUCUUCUAUUGUUGUCGCACAGGGGCCUGCAGAAGACUCAUAUUAUGUUAGUCGAGUUCGAGGAAUCUAUAUUGAUGAUGAUAAUCAGACGAUUUAUAUUACUCGACAUAAUAGUAAUCGAGUUAUUGGAUGGAAAGUCGGUGAAGAAAGUGGUGAAACCGUUGCUGGUGGAAAUGGACCAGGAGAUGAUUUAAAUCAAUUGCAAGAUCCAUCAGAUGUAACUGUUGAUAAAAAAAAUGAUUUACUUAUUAUUUGUGAUCAAGGAAACGACCGUGUAGUACAAUGGUCUCGUCGAAAUCAAACAGAUCCAAAAGUAAUUAUCGGCGAAAUUAAAUGUCAGGGUGUAACAAUCGAUAAUAAUGGAGACAUUUAUGUUUCGGAAGGAAAAACACAUAGUGUUAUACGAUUAAAGCAAGGAGAAACAGAGGUAACAACUGUAGCCGGUGGAAAAGGAUCUGGAUAUAAUUCAAAUCAACUAAAUAAUCCUGCCUAUAUUUUUGUUGAUGACCAAUAUUCGAUUUAUGUAUCUGAUUAUCAAAGUGGUCGUGUCACAAAAUGGAUAAAAAAUGCAAAAGAAGGAAUUAUUAUUGCUAAGGAACGAUUUACAGAUAAUAAUCAAGAAUUGCAUUAUUUUCCGUUUGGAAUGGCUGUCGAUCAUUUUGGUAAUGCAUAUGUGUCAGAAUUAUUGGGAAGUCGAAUAGUGGGCUGGUCAGAAAAGUCUAAAGAAUGUUACGUUAUUAUGAAUGGAGGAAGUUGGGAACAACCACCAUAUUUGUUCGCUGCAGUCGGAGCUAUAUCAUUAGAUCGAGAAGGGAAUCUAUAUGUCGUUGAUAAUUUCUUUCAUCGAAUAGUGAAGUUUGAUGUUGAUGUUAAUUAA
Molecule: messenger RNA, 1026 nt
Organism: Adineta steineri
Lineage: Eukaryota; Metazoa; Rotifera; Eurotatoria; Adinetida; Adinetidae
Source: the annotation of a GenBank genome assembly